Messenger RNA from Candidula unifasciata, 702 nucleotides. The record is from the annotation of a GenBank genome assembly. Lineage: Eukaryota; Metazoa; Mollusca; Gastropoda; Stylommatophora; Geomitridae.
AUGAAUUCCAGUAGAAUAGUUAUCACUAUUCAUGAAAAUAUCGACGUGUACAACUACACAUGUUCCCAGGGUUAUCUGCUGCUGCCGGCUAUCAAUGAGUACACAUGGCAUCCCCACGUCCGUGUGGGCCUGUACUUCGCAGGCCUCAUUUGGUCCUUCUUGGGCGUGGCCUACAUAGCAGACAUCUUCAUGGCGGCCAUUGAAAGAAUCACUAGCCAGACAAGGAUUGUGAGAAUAGCAGAUCCGGAGAUUCCAGACGGCAUCAGAGAGGUUGAGCUAAAGGUGUGGAAUGAUACUGUGGCCAACCUGAGUCUCCUAGCUCUGGGAACCAGCGCCCCGGAGAUCCUGCUCUCGGUUAUUGAAAUAACUGGCAACAAUUUCGAAUCUGGAGAGCUGGGUCCAGGCACCAUUGUUGGAUCUGCUGCCUUUAACCUUCUGUUUAUAUCGGCCAUCUGUAUUUCUUGUGUCCCUGAUGGGGAGAUUCGAAGGAUCCAAAGUUUCAAGGUGUUUGGCGUCACCUCCUUCACCUGCGUGUUCGCCUAUGUUUGGAUGGUCAUCGUGUUGAUGGGUACCUCGCCUAACGUGAUUGAGAUCUGGGAGGCUGUACUCACGUUUUUAUUCUUCCCACUCUUGUUGCUUGUUGCCUACGCGGCAGAAAAAGAUUUCUUUAUGAAACAAACAAAGACAGAUGAGAAGAAUCUG